AUGGGCCCCUGUACCGCCUCCUCAUGCUGCUGCCAGGCCCGUAAUCUGCCAUGGGCCCCCCGUACCGACCUCUCAUGCUGCUGCCAGGCCCGUAAUCUGUCAUGGGCCCCUGUACCGCCUCCUCAUGCUGCUGCCAGGUCCAGAGUGUGUCAUGGGUCCCUGUACGGCCUCCCAUUGCUGCUGUCUCCAUCGCCACACUCUGCCAUGUGCCACUUUCAGGUCUCCUCACACUGCUGGUGGGUUCCAUUUUUUCAUAGGGUGCUGUAUGGCCUCCCAUUGCUGCUGCCUCCACCGCCACACUGUGGCUCCACACUCUGGUUUUGGCCCGUGACUGCCCAAAUGAGUGAAGUGUGCGGUGAUUCUAAGAUCGACGGCACUCAUCUGCAUGUCAUACUGACUGACAGUAUUAUUUCUCUUCCCCAGCAGACUCCAAGGGCAUUUAAAUUAAAGGUACAGUGUUCUGCACUAAUAUAA
Molecule: messenger RNA, 474 nt
Organism: Staurois parvus
Lineage: Eukaryota; Metazoa; Chordata; Amphibia; Anura; Ranidae
Source: the annotation of a GenBank genome assembly